AUUUGUUUCCGACAAAACGACAGGCUGUGGUCUAUCUGGGUUUAGUUAUACACAGUCUUUGGCCACACCAUACGUUAUCAUAUCCGGUUAAAUAUGUAUCUCUGUUGGCGGGAACUGUACAGUAGUCCACAGUUGGCUGCCUAGUAGGUACUGAAUGUCUUCAUUUUGGUUGAGCUAAAAUCAUUGUUAAUCAUUGCACUUUUUCGUCAAGUGAAAAUGUCUCGUGUGCUGAACUGCAUUGUGGCUGUUUGUCCUGAUAUGGGGAUUGGAAAUAACGGGAAUCUACCUUGGCACCCGAAGAGACUCAAUAAUGAAUUUAAGUAUUUCCAGAAGAUGACAAUGACGUCUUCAGUGGAAGGUAAACAGAAUGUUGUCAUCAUCUCUGUCUGGGAUUGGUUAAAUAAACAGAAUGUUGUCAUCAUCUCUGUCUGGGAUUGGUUAGGUAAACAGAAUGUUGUCAUCGUCUCUGUCUGGGAUUGGUUAGGUAAACAGAAUGUUGUCAUCGUCUCUGUCUGGGAUUGGUUAAAUAAACAGAAUGUUGUCAUCGUCUCUGUCUGGGAUUGGUUAGGUAAACAGAAUGUUGUCAUCGUCUCUGUCUGGGAUUGGUUAGGUAAACAGAAUGUUGUCAUCGUCUCUGUCUGGGAUUGGUUAAAUAAACAGAAUGUUGUCAUCUCUGUCUGGGAUUGGUUAGGUAAACAGAAUGUUGUCAUCGUCUCUGUCUGGGAUUGGUUAGGUAAACAGAAUGUUGUCAUCAUCUCUGUCUGGGAUUGGUUAGGUAAACAGAAUGUUGUCGUCUCUGUCUGGGAUUGGUUAAAUAAACAGAAUGUUGUCAUCGUCUCUGUCUGGGAUUGGUUAAAUAAACAGAAUGUUGUCAUCUCUGUCUGGGAUUGGUUAGGUAAACAGAAUGUUGUCAUCGUCUCUGUCUGGGAUUGGUUAGGUAAACAGAAUGUUGUCAUCAUCUCUGUCUGGGAUUGGUUAGGUAAACAGAAUGUUGUCAUCGUCUCUGUCUGGGAUUGGUUAGGUAAACAGAAUGUUGUCAUCUCUGUCUGGGAUUGGUUAGGUAAACAGAAUGUUGUCAUCAUCUCUGUCUGGGAUUGGUUAGGUAAACAGAAUGUUGUCAUCUCUGUCUGGGAUUGGUUAAAUAAACAGAAUGUUGUCAUCGUCUCUGUCUGGGAUUGGUUAGGUAAACAGAAUGUUGUCAUUGUCUCUGUCUGGGAUUGGUUAAAUAAACAGAAUGUUGUCAUCAUCUCUGUCUGGGAUUGGUUAAAUAAACAGAAUGUUGUCAUCAUCUCUGUCUGGGAUUGGUUAGGUAAACAGAAUGUUGUCAUCAUCUCUGUCUGGGAUUGGUUAGGUAAACAGAAUGUUGUCAUCAUCUCUGUCUGGGAUUGGUUAAAUAAACAGAAUGUUGUCAUCAUCUCUGUCUGGGAUUGGUUAGGUAAACAGAAUGUUGUCAUCUCUGUCUGGGAUUGGUUAGGUAAACAGAAUGUUGUCAUCGUCUCUGUCUGGGAUUGGUUAGGUAAACAGAAUGUUGUCAUCUCUGUCUGGGAUUGGUUAAAUAAACAGAAUGUUGUCAUCAUCUCUGUCUGGGAUUCGUUAGGUAAACAGAAUGUUGUCAUCGUCUCUGUCUGGGAUUGGUUAGGUAAACAGAAUGUUGUCAUCGUCUCUGUCUGGGAUUGGUUAGGUAAACAGAAUGUUGUCAUCAUCUCUGUCUGGGAUUGGUUAGGUAAACAGAAUGUUGUCAUCAUCUCUGUCUGGGAUUGGUUAAAUAAACAGAAUGUUGUCAUCAUCUCUGUCUGGGAUUGGUUAGGUAAACAGAAUGUUGUCAUUGUCUCUGUCUGGGAUUGGUUAAAUAAACAGAAUGUUGUCAUCGUCUCUGUCUGGGAUUGGUUAGGUAAACAGAAUGUUGUCAUCGUCUCUGUCUGGGAUUGGUUAGGUAAACAGAAUGUUGUCAUCUCUGUCUGGGAUUGGUUAGGUAAACAGAAUGUUGUCAUCGUCUCUGUCUGGGAUUGGUUAAAUAAACAGAAUGUUGUCAUCGUCUCUGUCUGGGAUUGGUUAGGUAAACAGAAUGUUGUCAUCAUCUCUGUCUGGGAUUGGUUAAAUAAACAGAAUGUUGUCAUCGUCUCUGUCUGGGAUUGGUUAGGUAAACAGAAUGUUGUCAUCAUCUCUGUCUGGGAUUGGUUAGGUAAACAGAAUGUUGUCGUCUCUGUCUGGGAUUGGUUAAAUAAACAGAAUGUUGUCAUCGUCUCUGUCUGGGAUUGGUUAGGUAAACAGAAUGUUGUCAUCAUCUCUGUCUGGGAUUGGUUAGGUAAACAGAAUGUUGUCAUCUCUGUCUGGGAUUCGUUAGGUAAACAGAAUGUUGUCAUCGUCUCUGUCUGGGAUUCGUUAGGUAAACAGAAUGUUGUCAUCGUCUCUGUCUGGGAUUGGUUAGGUAAACAGAAUGUUGUCAUCAUCUCUGUCUGGGAUUGGUUAGGUAAACAGAAUGUUGUCAUUGUCUCUGUCUGGGAUUGGUUAACUAACAGAAUGUUGUCAUCGUCUCUGUCUGGGAUUGGUUAGGUAAACAGAAUGUUGUCAUUGUCUCUGUCUGGGAUUGGUUAGGUAAACAGAAUGUUGUCAUCAUCUCUGUCUGGGAUUGGUUAACUAACAGAAUGUUGUCAUCGUCUCUGUCUGGGAUU
Messenger RNA from Salvelinus namaycush (lake trout), 2672 nucleotides. RefSeq names its product dihydrofolate reductase (gene dhfr). Gene Ontology annotation, biological process: dihydrofolate metabolic process; glycine biosynthetic process; tetrahydrofolate biosynthetic process. NCBI's taxonomy places the organism in Eukaryota, Metazoa, Chordata, Actinopteri, Salmoniformes, Salmonidae. Gene Ontology annotation, cellular component: mitochondrion. Bases 217 to 2553 code for a protein of 778 amino acids. The transcript is spliced from 3 exons. Gene Ontology annotation, molecular function: NADP binding; dihydrofolate reductase activity. The record is from RefSeq and is a predicted model, not a curated record.